GCGUCAUCACCACGCGCCUCCUCCAGCCGCAGCAGCGUGACAGAAACAUGUCGGAGUUUCACGUGACGUUUAAACUCUGAUUAAUUAAACACGCACGCGACACUAACGACUGUCCGCGAGGCAGGCUGCAGCCUGUGUCCACGUGCAGGACUCCGCGGUGAGGUAGCGUCGUUACUCGUUACUUUUAGGUAGUUUAGCUUCUGGCUGCUAACGGCUGCUAACAGCAUGGACGGCGCGGAGGAGCUCGAGCUGCACGGAGACGAAGAGAUCAUUGAAGUGAUCGAGCUGAACGAGCAGGAGCCCGGACCAGAUGAUUUGGCCGAUGACUUGGGCGACGUCGACUUUGAAGACCCCGGGAACGCGGACGAUGAAGGCUGGGAGACCGAGGACGAGAUGGAGGCUGAGGCAGAGCAAGACGACAGCGAGUUCACCUUCUCCAGACACAACGGCUCGGUGUUCUGCGUGAGUUUGGACCCUGCGACAAACAGCAUGGCGGUGACGGGAGGGGAGGACGAUAAGGCGUUCGUCUGGAGGCUGAGCGACGGAGAGGUUCUGCUGGAGUGCACAGGUCACAAAGACUCCGUGACGUGCGCCGUGUUCAGCCACGACUCAUCCCUGGUGGCUUCGGGCGACAUGAGCGGCAUGAUUAAAGUUUGGAAAGUGGAAACCAAAGAGGAGAUCUGGUCCUUCGAGGUGGGAGAUCUGGAGUGGUUGGAGUGGCAUCCCUGCGCUCCGGUGCUGCUGGCGGGAACAGACGACGGCAACGUGUGGAUGUGGAAGAUCCCUUCAGGAGACUGUAAAACCUUCCAGAGCUCGGCGUGCCAGGCCACCAGCGGCAAAGUCCUCCCCGAUGGUAAACGAGCUGUGGUCGGUUACGAGGACGGGACGGUACGCGUGUGGGAUUUAAAGCAGGGCAACGCCAUCCACGUCAUCAAAGGUCAGGACGGACACAAGGGGGCGCUGACCUGCCUGGCGUGCAACAAGGACGGCUCUCUGGUGCUGACGGGCUCGGUGGACGGCUGCGCCAAACUCAUCAACACAGCCACGGGGAAGGUGGUCGGGUCGUUCUCCGCGGACGGAGGCAAAGCUAAAGGAUCGAAGGACGACGAAGAGACCAACUCGGUCGAGUCAGUGGGAUUCUGCAACACGCUUCCUCUCAUAGCCGUGGCGUACCUGGAAGGGACUCUGGCCAUAUACGACCUCUCCACACAGGUGCUGAGGCACAAGUGCCAACACGAGGCCGGCAUCGUUCACCUGCAGUGGGAGGAGUCUUCGUCCGUGGUGUCCACCUGCUGCUUAGACGGAGCGCUGCGCCUGUGGGACGCUCGCUCCGGCAACAUGGUGUCCGAGUACCACGGCCACACCGCGGAGAUCCUCGACUUCACCAUCAACAGGGAAGCGUCCGUCGCUGUAACGGCGUCAGGAGACGGCCAGGCGAAGUUGUUCUGCCUCCAAAGACCUGAUCGGUAAAGCGAGAAGAAGAUGACGAGAGAUUUCAGGAGAAACAGCAACGGACUUUUCACAAUCAGACUUUUUCCUCCCCGUCUCCUCCUCAGGAUUUUUAAAACUCAACGCUCUCUCCCCGUCUCACAUUUCCACGUCUGAUUCUUUCAAACAAACCGCUCCUGGUCACUUUCUUUAAGUGCGCUCUUGUUCGAGAGACUAAACAGAGACGAAUUCAAAGAGUGAUCGAUUACAGCGCGCUGCCUUUGACGUGUCUUUUAAUGUUCUGCCCAAUUUUUAAGACAACACAGAAAAGAGAAUUUCCCUUUGAUCCCGAUCAUCAUCUUUCCCGCAACUGGAGUUUGUUGUUCCCCCUCCAGGCUGCGUGUGUUUGUGUUCACACAGAUUGUUCGAUCAGGAAUCAUCUUAAAUGUUUCCAUGUAAACUCAAAUGUAAAUACAGAAGAAUAAAUUAUAUACUUACUUCUGAGUAAGCAUGAAAAAUGA
This is a messenger RNA of Larimichthys crocea (large yellow croaker), 1949 nucleotides long. It is a transcript of the gene aamp, whose product is annotated as angio-associated, migratory cell protein. The record is from RefSeq and is a predicted model, not a curated record. The coding region runs from base 226 to 1470 and encodes 414 amino acids. Gene Ontology annotation, molecular function: protein binding. NCBI's taxonomy places the organism in Eukaryota, Metazoa, Chordata, Actinopteri, Sciaenidae. The transcript has 10 exons. Gene Ontology annotation, cellular component: cytosol.